Ricinus communis (castor bean) is the source of this 1684-nucleotide messenger RNA. RefSeq names its product nuclear transcription factor Y subunit A-10. The record is from RefSeq and is a predicted model, not a curated record. Gene Ontology annotation, biological process: regulation of transcription by RNA polymerase II. Bases 298 to 1242 code for a protein of 314 amino acids. Gene Ontology annotation, molecular function: DNA-binding transcription factor activity, RNA polymerase II-specific; RNA polymerase II cis-regulatory region sequence-specific DNA binding. The transcript is spliced from 5 exons. NCBI's taxonomy places the organism in Eukaryota, Viridiplantae, Streptophyta, Magnoliopsida, Malpighiales, Euphorbiaceae.
CCCAUCUUUCCUUUCUUUCUCUCUCUCUUGCUUUCUCUGUUGUUUGUUCCUCUUAUCUUCUUUCUUUCUAUUUUUCUUUUCUCUUUUGCUUAAAGUUAUACCGACAUGGCUCCUAACAAAUGGGGGUUUUUCUUCAUCCCUCACCUUCUGUUUCUGUAAGACUUGAAGCUUAAUUUGCUUCCUAUUCUCUGCUAUUAACUCUACUGUUAUAAAUUAACUUGGGAGUAUCAAGAUUCAAGAAAUAGCCUAUUAAAAGAAGAAAAGAAUAGUACUUGAGAUCAAUUUGGAGGGUGGUUAAUGGCUGUGAAGACUCUGUAUUUCAAAGAACAUGAAGGAACUGUCCAUAAUCCAAUUGGGCAGCUGUCAUCUGUGCCAUCAAUGCCUUGGUGGAGUAGUUUUGGACCUCAGUCUGUUUAUGGGGAACCCUAUGACCUAUUGAAGCCUUCAACCAUGGAAAACCCAAUUGGCGGAGAUCGAGUUACUGCCGUGAAGCAAGUCAGGCGCGAUACCCGACAAGAUCUGGAUAAAGGGAAUACUAUUCACUUCACUGUUUUUCGUGGUGACUGUAAAAUUUCAAGCGAAGGACAAAAACCUCCACAGACAGCCAUCUCCCUUCAAACAGCUCUGCCGGAACAUCGUGCUCUUAUUGACCUGGGAUUUGGCCAGCCGGUGGUCGAUCAAUGUUAUGGGCUAUACGCGGCUUACGGAUCUCAAAUACCAGGGCGGGUUAUGCUGCCAAUGAACAUGACAACAGAUGAUGAUGGACCAAUAUUUGUGAAUCCUAAGCAGUAUCAUGGAAUCAUCAGGCGUCGGAAAUCCCGUGCAAAGGCUGAACUGGAGAAUAGACCAAUUAGAAAAAGAAAGCCUUAUAUGCAUCUUUCAAGGCAUCUCCAUGCCAUGCGCCGACCAAGGGGAACUGGUGGCCGUUUCUUGAACUCGGGAAAUGGGAAAGGUGGUGCGGUGGCAAAGAAAGCUUAUGAUGUUGAAAUAUCUCAGCCAACAGGUUCUCACAGCUCUGAGGUCCUGCAGUCUGAUAGUGGUGGAACAAAUGGUGGUGGAUCAAAUCUUUCAGGGUCUGAAGUGACAAGUAUGUACUCCAAGAGAGAUCUUGAUCACUUCUCAAUCAAUCUUCUGGGGCCACCAGUCCACUCUUUCUCAGUGAUGAUGGAUAAUGGGCAUAGCAUUGUUAUGCCUAGCAAGUGGGUUGCAGCAGCAGAAGACUGUUGCAACCUGAAAGUUUGACCUCAGAGGGGUGGGAUUGGGGUUUUUGUUCUUACACUAAGCACCAAACCCCAUCCCCUGGUGCAACCAAAUAGAAAAGCUCUGUUUCUAGCAGGGAUUAGCUUGGAGAUUGACUCCUCUGUUUGGUUGCUGGGCAAAUCAUUCUUGGCUCACAAGCAUUAAGGGCAAUCUCUAUCAUUUUAUUCCAUGCAAUCCUGAUUUCAUGGAAUGAUUAGUGGUGAAACCUUAGUGUUUGUAUUAUAAAAUACAUAUAUAUAUAUAUAAGAGAAAAAAAAUGGCCUAGAAGAAUAAAUAAGUGCAUUGCCUUUGUGUAAUGAGGAUGUGAAAUUCUGGUUUGUGUGUUUGCAAUCCUAAAUUAUGUUGAAGCAUGAUGUUGUUGAUGUUUAAUAUCUGUUGUCUGGCUUUCUGGCUCUUUGUAAUAAAAAUCUAUUCUGGAACUCUA